AUGAAGAUUCUUCUUAAGCCAUUACGUGCUCUCAUAGUUAAUUCAAAGAACUCAUUAAAUCUCUUCAGGCUGAGUCUAAUUUUUCGAGAAAGGAGAUUAGACUUGAAAGGUACAUUGCCUUGUUCUGUUUUUCAUGUUGGGGCGAAUGAUGUUGAUUAUAAAAGAUGUAAUCUUCUUAUACACCAAACAAAAAGAACAUGUACGACCAACAUGAUAGUCACUAACAAUGAAGGUCAACAUUUCCCUAACUGCAAUUCGAAGACCAUAGAUCACAUUGAUCAGCUUCUCUUUGACCGCAAUGUCCCGUGUAGUGGUGAUGGUACUCUACGCAAGGCUCCUGGCAUAUGGAGAAGAUGGUUAUUAAAUUUUGGAGCUUCCAAAUUGACAUUUGUUGAUUCCAAUUGCUUCAACAAACACAGAGAUUCCUCAUACUCUGCAUAUCUCUGA
Arabis nemorensis is the source of this 447-nucleotide messenger RNA. The record is from the annotation of a GenBank genome assembly. NCBI's taxonomy places the organism in Eukaryota, Viridiplantae, Streptophyta, Magnoliopsida, Brassicales, Brassicaceae.